Messenger RNA from Dentiscutata erythropus, 1097 nucleotides. Lineage: Eukaryota; Fungi; Glomeromycota; Glomeromycetes; Diversisporales; Gigasporaceae. The record is from the annotation of a GenBank genome assembly.
AUUCGUGAUAAAGAAAAACGGGAUAUGACACACAUGGCGAUUAUUCAAAUGUUACAAAAAGAAUUAAGCCAACUAGAAUCAUUGCAUGAAGAUAAAUCGAAAGGAUUAGAAGAGAUCAAAAAAGAAUUUGCGAGAUUAGAAUGUAAUCAUCGUGAAACAUUGGAAAUUGUUGAAGAAUUAAAAGAUGAGAUUAAAAGAUGCGACUCUCUUCAACAAGUAAACACGAAAUCAUUAAAUACCAAUAACCACACUAAUGUCUCUAUGACAGAAGAUGAACUUGAAGAAGAUGAAUUACUUGUGAUUAAAAUGAUAGAAGAAAAACAUGAAUCAUCUGAAGAAGAUAAUAAUGAGGAAAUACAAGAACUUCAAUUAAAAAUUGAAGAUCUAACUGCAGAAAUUGAAGCAAAAAGUCGUGUGAUCAUUGCACUUUUGUGUCCUUCCGUAGAUACAAUUAAAAGAUUAGAAGAUGAAUUACAAAAAGCUCGAGAAUCUUAUAAAAUUUCAGUUGACGAAUUAAAUUCAAUCUCUGAAGAUAGUUCACAAGAAGAUUUAGCAAACAGAUCAAAAUUGUUAGAAGAAGAAAUGAAAAAUCUCGAACUUAAACUGUUGGAAGCAAAAACAAUACAAAAAAAUUCAACGCCAAUGAUACAGAAAACAAUUGAAACUCUUGAAGCAAAUAUAUCUACACUUCAAGAAGAAUUAUCAAAUAAAUCAGAGAUCAUUAAAAAUUUACGAAAUGAAUCUGAAUUGAUCAAUGAAUUGAAAGCAGAAAUUGAAACAUUAAAAUCAGAUAUAAAAGACAAAUAUGAGCUCAUUGAGACGUUGAAAAUAGAUCUGAUAGAAAAGGGCGCCAUUGAACAAAAAAUUCGGGAAAAGGAAGAGGAAGCAAAUUUAUUGAAAUUAGAUAUAACUAAACAAGAACUUAAAGAUGUCAAAGAUAAAGAAAUUUUUACACUCGAAAGAUUGAGAACAUUGGAUGAAGAAGAGGUUAAACUGAAACAAGAAAUACAACAAUUACAAAAUCUUGAGAAGGAGCAAACUGAAAGAAUUAAUGAAUUAGAAAUUAAUUUGAAACGUCAAAACGAACUCGGAAAUGA